CCUUGUGCAAUCCAGGCAAAGCUCGCAAAAGAGCCAGAAGCCAGCUGAGAGCAGAGCAGGGAGAGUAGUACUGCCAGUGCUGCCACAUUGCUGUACCCGUGCUGAUCCCCCUGCCUGGCAGAGAUUCGGUGGUGAAGCCCAACAUGGCAAAGAGAGUGGCCAUCAUCGGCGGAGGCAGCAGCGGGCUGUGUGCCAUCAAAGCCUGCCUGCAGGAGGGGCUGGAGCCCGUCUGCUUCGAGAGGAGCCGGGACAUCGGAGGCCUCUGGAGGUUUGAGGAGCGCCCUGAGGAUGGCCGUGCCAGCAUCUACCGCUCCGUCAUCAUCAACACCUCCAAGGAGAUGAUGUGCUUCAGCGACUUCCCCAUCCCCGAGGACUUCCCCAACUACAUGCACAACUCCAAGAUCAUGGAGUACUUCCGCAUGUACGCUCAGCACUUUGACCUGCUCCGCCACAUCCGCUUCAGGACCAGCGUGUGCCGCGUGUCCAAGCGCCCCGACUUUGCCACCACGGGCCAGUGGGAGGUGGUGACGGAGAGCGAGGGGAAGCAGGAGGCGGCUGUCUUCGACGCCGUGCUGGUGUGCAGCGGGCACCACACCGACGCACAUCUCCCACUGAACACCUUCCCAGGAAUCGAGAAGUUCAAAGGCCGCUACCUCCACAGCCGAGACUACAAGGAUCCUCAGGAUUUCAGGGACAAGAGGGUCGUUGUUAUCGGGAUUGGGAAUUCGGGGUCAGACCUGGCUGUGGAGAUCAGCCAAACAGCCAAGCAGGUGUUCCUCAGCACCCGCCGGGGUGCGUGGAUCCUCAACCGCGUUGGAGAUCAGGGCUACCCCAUCGACACCAUCUUAACCACGCGCAUGAAGGUAUUCCUGCAGGAGCUGCUCAGCCCGUCCCUGGCGUGUGACUACAUGGAGAAGAAGCUAAACGCUAGGUUUGACCACGCGCGUUACGGCCUCAAGCCAAAGCACAGGGUCCUCCACCAGCAUCCAACCGUCAAUGACGACCUGCCCAACCGCAUCAUUUCGGGCAGGGUGAGGGUGAAGCCGAACAUCCAGGAGUUCACAGAGACAUCUGCCAUCUUCGAGGACGGCACCAGGGAAGACAUUGAUGUUGUAGUUUUUGCCACAGGAUACAGCUUCUCCUUCCCAUUCCUUGAGGGCUUCGUGAAGGUGGUGGAGAACCAGAUCCCCCUCUACAAAUUCAUGUUCCCCCCUGACCUGGAGAAGCCAACGCUGGCUUUCAUCGGCUUCAUCCAGCCCCUGGGUGCCAUCAUGCCCAUCUCCGAGCUCCAGUGUCGCUGGGCCACCCGUGUCUUCAAGGGUCUGAACGAGCUGCCCCCGCGGCACGACAUGGAGGCUGACAUCAAACAGAAGAAAGAAGAGAUGGCAAAGCGGUACGUGAAGAGCCAGCGGCACACCAUCCAGGUGGAUUACAUCCCCUACAUGGACGAGCUCGCCUGCCAGCUGGGGGUAAAGCCCAACCUGCUCACCCUGUUCCUCACGGAUCCCAAGCUGGCUCUGGAGGUGGCCUUCGGUCCCUGCACGCCGUACCAGUACCGGCUGCGGGGCCCGGGUGCGUGGGCGGGUGCCAGGGAGGCCAUCCUGACCCAGCAGCAGCGCAUCAUCAAGCCCCUGCAGACGCGGCACGUGGAGGAACAUCUCUCAGCCCCUGCUGUGCCCCUCAUCUUCAAGGUGCUCGGGGCCGCGGCCAUCCUCGUUGCUGUUUUUGCUUACUUUUAAGUUCCCUGCAAGCGUGGGAGGGGAGGGUCUGCAAUGUGCCAAGGGACUGGUCACCCCUGCCCCACAGCAGUCUGCGCACCCCAGUGCUGGCAGAAAACCUUCCCCCUGCCUGGCACAUCCCCAUUGUGACCACACCAUGAGCUCGGGAUGCACAGAACCCCCCCAGCUGCCAAAAUAAAGCUUGGACGCCUG
Messenger RNA from Empidonax traillii (willow flycatcher), 1931 nucleotides. It is a transcript of the gene FMO5, whose product is annotated as flavin containing monooxygenase 5. The transcript is spliced from 9 exons. NCBI's taxonomy places the organism in Eukaryota, Metazoa, Chordata, Aves, Passeriformes, Tyrannidae. Gene Ontology annotation, molecular function: N,N-dimethylaniline monooxygenase activity; NADP binding; flavin adenine dinucleotide binding. The record is from RefSeq and is a predicted model, not a curated record. Bases 144 to 1739 code for a protein of 531 amino acids.